This is a messenger RNA of Salvia hispanica, 1460 nucleotides long. Lineage: Eukaryota; Viridiplantae; Streptophyta; Magnoliopsida; Lamiales; Lamiaceae. The record is from RefSeq and is a predicted model, not a curated record.
UGUGCAUGCAUAUAACCAUGUAUAUGUAAUGUAUAUAUAUACACUAUAUAUAUGAUUAGUACACACACAUUACUUAAUGGAGUUUAACCCUUCUGAAUUAUCAUCUCUUCUUCCAUAUUUCAGCUCAAACCGCCGGCCCUUCACCGGAGCCUUGCCGGAGAGUGGAGUUUCCUAAAUCUCAACAACUUAUAUAUACAAAGACUGAAGCUUGAUUUCUGCUUCUAAUUACAAGAUGGUGCAGCUAUCCAACAUAUUCAACACACUAUCGAAAAACAUAUCAAAUAGAACUGAAAAGAAGAGCAGGCUUAGCACUGGAAGGGAGGCUGCGGCUGUUCUGUUAAAGGAAGCAAAGAGGAAUGAACGGCUGCUGACCUCUUCUGGUUCCAUAAAUGGCAGGAAGAGCGAAACCUUCGCUUCUAGCUACUCAAAACGAGGCAAAAAGGGAAUCAAUCAAGAUUGCUUCAUUGUGUGGGAGGAGUUUGGUGGCCAAGAAGACAUGGAUUUCUGUGGAGUCUUUGAUGGACAUGGAGCAUGGGGCCAUUUUGUGUCGAAAACUGUUAGAGAGAUGCUGCCUUCGUUGCUUCUCGGUAGUUGGAAAGAGGCUGUUGAGCUCAAUGCAGGCGACUUGGAUUGCAUCUUGGAGUCGGAGAAGAAGCAGAUCCAGUUUGACGUGUGGGAGCAGUCUUUCUAUAAGGCUUGUGCUGCAGUUGAUCAAGAACUCGAGCGACAUUCUGCAAUCGACUCUUUCCACAGUGGCUGCACUUCCUUGGCGCUUGUUAGACAGGGUGAUCUCAUGAUAGUUGCAAAUGUGGGCGAUUCGCGGGCUGUGCUAGCAACUACUACAGACGAAGGGAAUUUGGUCGCGACUCAGCUUACAACCGACCACAAACCAAAUUUACCAUAUGAGCGCAAACGCAUAGAGAAGUCUGGAGGGAUGGUUUACUCCUGCCCGGAUGAGCCAGGGGUGCAUAGGGUCUGGCUGCCAAACGGGCAGGGGGUCAGAGGCCCGGGCUUGGCUGUAUCGAGGGCAUUUGGUGACUACUAUAUUAAAGACUUUGGCCUAAUCUCUGAGCCACAGAUAACACAAAGGUGCAUUAGCAGCAUGGAUCAGUUUGCUAUUUUGGCAACAGAUGGGGUGUGGGAUGUGAUUUCCAAUGAAGAAGCAGUGGAGAUUGUUGCUUCUUCAAAAAGGGAUGAAUCUGCAAAGAGGCUGGUUGAGUAUGCAGCUUGUGCAUGGAAACGCAGGGGAAGAUGUGCUGUGAUGGAUGACAUUUCUGCCGUCUGUCUCUUCUUUCAUCAUUCAGCUUCUUCCGGUCAAGAGACGACCCCGUGAAUGGGAGCCACGGGCGCAUCUAUUAGAUAGUCGUGCAGUGGUUGCAGAUUUCUCUCAAUUAUUUGUAAAUACAUGUUUUUAGAUCAAGGACACUCAUUGAUCUAGCUUAUGAAGAGUUAUUUUGAUC